Molecule: messenger RNA, 1422 nt
Organism: Brenthis ino (lesser marbled fritillary)
Lineage: Eukaryota; Metazoa; Arthropoda; Insecta; Lepidoptera; Nymphalidae
Source: the annotation of a GenBank genome assembly
AUGACGAAAGAUCAAGAAGUCGAGUUGAAGCCCAGGGAGACGUGGAGGAUUAUGAAAAAUGUUGUGGUCAUCAGUAUCGCUUUCAUGGUGCACUUCACAGCCUACAGUGGAGCAGCAAAUCUUCAAAGCUCCAUCAACGCAGACGAAGGUUUAGGAACAGCGUCGUUGGCUGCCGUGUACGCGGGCCUUAUAUUCUCAAAUAUAUUCUUACCUGUUGUUGUUAUUAAAUGGCUCGGCACAAAAUGGGCAAUUUCGUUAUCCUUCAUCACAUAUAUGCCGUAUAUCGCAGCUCAAUUGUACCCCCGCUUUUAUACCCUAAUUCCAGCAGGCCUUAUUCUCGGCUUGGGUGGAGGCCCACUAUGGUGUUCCAAAUGCACUUAUUUAUCUGUGGUUUCAGAAGCACACAGCAAGGUAUCAAAUGUAUCAGCAGAGGCGUUAUUAGUGCGUUUCCUGGGAUUAUUCUUCAUGAUCUUCCAACUUAACCAAGUUUGGGGAAAUUUAAUUUCUUCAUUGGUGAUCUCAUCUGGAGACAAUCUAGCAGCAGUGACAGCUGUUAACGCGACGAUGAUUCCCAAACUCUGCGGGGCCAAUUUUCUUCCCAGUGCAGAUGCAGGCGUGGCUCUCCAGCAACAACCCCCUGAGAAGAUUCAAAUGAUAGCAGGUAUAUACUUAGCGUGCAUGGCUGGAGCAGCCCUUAUCGUUGCAAUAGGUGUAGACUCUAUGAAGAGAUACAACACAAACCGUAAUGCCACCGGCUCAGGCCUUUCCGGUAUCGCCCUGCUGGUGGUGACGGUGAAGCUCCUCAUCGAGCCCAACCAGCUCAUGCUGGUCAUCGUCAAUAUCUUCAUCGGAAUGCAGCAAGCGUUCUUUGGAGCCGACUUUACUGCAGCAUUUGUUUCCUGUUCCAUCGGCACCGGUACUGUGGGGUUCGUAAUGAUGACGUAUGGUAUGGCCGAUGCUAUUGGUUGUGUCGUCACAGGGUAUUUAGCUAAAAUAACGGGACGUCUACCUCUCAUAUGUGUAGCGUUUUUAGUUCAUUUGGGGUUGUUCAUCUCGCUUCUCACAUGGCGGCCGCAACAUGACCAAACGUACGUGGUCUUUGUCAUCGCCAUUCUAUGGGGGCUUUGCGAUUCCAUCUGGCUGGUGCAGAUAAAUGCAUACUAUGGAAUCCUGUUUCCCGGUAGAGAAGAGGCUGCGUUUUCCAACUUUAGGUUGUGGGAGUCAGUGGGCUACAUUAUCGCCUACAUUAUAUCACCAUACUUACGAACCAGUGCCAAAACCUAUGUUUUAAUGGCAUGUAUGCUUAUAGGCACUGUUUUCUACUUCGUAGUCGAAUAUAGGGAUAAAAAGUCAAAGAAAUGUGAGAUCAAACCGUCUAAAUAUGUCGGUGGUUUAGAAAAUACGGCGUAUUUAGACGCUGAA